AGAAGGCAGGGAAGAGAGUGGAUGACUUUGUUACUCCGCCCGAAAAUGUGGUGGGAGGGUGCUGAAAUGAAAUGUAUGAGACCAACAGCGAGUUGGGACGCGUCUUUUGGAGCGAUAAGGUGGAGGAGAAGAGUCACCAUAACUUCACGUUCACCGUUCUUCCCGACAAAAGGGAAACCACACACUUGUCAGCCGGGUUUCUUGUCACUCGUGAGUCGGCGGAGGAGUCUCAGUGGGUUCGCUGAUCCCGGUAUCUUGGUCAUCGGACAGCCUGCCGUCCAUCCAAUGUGCGUAAAAGGGCUCUAUUUUCUCACCGUCCUGUCUGGACUCGCAGCUUCAGGCGUGCUGCAGGUCAGCGGGAUGCGUAUAUACACCUCAGGGGAGGUGGAGGCAGUCAACGGGACGGAUGUUCGUCUGAAAUGCACAUUCCAGAGCUCCUCUCCCAUCAAUCCCAACACCAUAAUCAUCUCCUGGAGCUUUAGACCUCUCAAGCCAGGCCGAGAGGAGUCGGUGUUCUACUAUCAACAGCGGCCAUAUCCUCCCGUAGAAGGCAUUUUUAGGAAGCGCAUCUCUUGGGCUGGUGAUGUCAUGGGCCGUGAUGCUUCCAUCAUAAUUCAACAGGUUAAGUUCACCUACAACGGCACUUACAUCUGCCAGGUGAAGAAUCCGCCGGAUGUCCACGGCUCGGUUGGAGAGAUUCGCCUGCGUGUGGUCAUUUCAGCUUCUUUCUCCGAACUUCUCCUUCUGGCGUUGGCCAUCGGGGGCGGCAUCGCUGCUGUCGUCUUGCUCCUCAUCAUCAUUUUUUCCUGCAGGCGGUGCAGGAAGAGGAGACAGAGACAGCUAGAAGGGAACGAGGAGGCUCCCCGCAAAGAGAGAAAAGACCCCACUGCGUGCCACCCAUCAAGGGCCGUCCACCUCUACCUAUCAGAGACAUCCAUAGAGAUUGACAGUUCAGACGGCAUGAUCUCAGAGGCCAGCACCAAAGACCCGAGCUCCUCAGAGGAUGAGGGCCCGAGCUCGGAUGACGACGACGGUGGUGACGACUCCGACUGAGAGAAGGUGGGGACAGACAGAGAGGCAGAAACACUGAUGUGAAGCCAGCCAGGAAGCCUGCUGGAGGGAUGCCCAGAUGGCACCAAUGGAUUACGGUCCACGGUUCUGCUAAGUGGAUGCUAGAUGAAGGGAGCUCUGCUGCUGUUUUGAAAAACAAACGCAUCGUUCAAAAAUGGGAGGAAAACGGAAAGAAAGGUCUGCGUGAAAACUUUCCGAAUAGGAGGAAAGAUUAGAGCGAUGCUUUUGAUGAGGGUCAAGGCUUUGAAACAGGAUCAAAAAUCUAGGAACUUCAACUUUUGAGACAGUCCAGAAAGCCAGAGCCUGGCUUGGCUCUGUCUCUUGUUAAGUGUUAGAUGUCAAUACCAAAAUCAACUGCAACAUGCAAUGGAAACUAGAAUGAGGGAGAUGUUUUCUGCCAUGAUGAGCCAUGUUUACACUUUGAGGAUACCUAACUUUUGCAAAACCAUUCUCUGGUUGACCUAAUUGUGUAGAAUUGUUUUCUUUUAUGUCUUAAUUUUACAAUUCAAAGUCAUUGGGGGUCAUGUGGGUCUUGCAUUUCAGUUAGUUCUACACGCCAUCAUAAUACCUGUCAGUCAGUGCACUUAUUAAAAGCUUUUUUAUCUUCCAACUGUAGACUGAGAGGGCUUGUGUCACAUCAGAUUACUUGGAUAAAAAAAGCAUAAAAUGUGAUGUAGCUGUCAUUAAGUCUGAAGGCCAUAGGCAAUACUUGAUUAGUUAGCGAGCAUCUGCAUGCCAGCACCUGUCCUGCAUGUUGUGUUGUGUGGAAGCGCACAGUCAGAUCUGAAAACCCUUUGAUUGCAAAACGUCCUUGAGAGCCUGUUUUCUCUCCACGCGUCUGUGAAUGCAUCAUACUAACAAAUGAUCACAAUACCUGUCCUUCCAUCUUUUUAUAUGGCCGCAUUUUGUACUUGUGAUGUAAUACUGAGCAAUAUGAUUAUAGAUGUUUUUAUUUUUUUCUAUUGUUUUAUUUUUUAGAUAAUGCCAGAAGUAUUUUACCGCGUUGGUUAAAAUGUCACUCUGUGUUUGUUAUAGAGCGUUUGUAAAAAAUAAAAUAAGAUGUUCUAAUAAAAAUGCCUUCAAAUCUU
Messenger RNA from Larimichthys crocea (large yellow croaker), 2159 nucleotides. RefSeq names its product myelin protein zero-like protein 2. Gene Ontology annotation, cellular component: plasma membrane. Gene Ontology annotation, biological process: cell-cell adhesion. The record is from RefSeq and is a predicted model, not a curated record. NCBI's taxonomy places the organism in Eukaryota, Metazoa, Chordata, Actinopteri, Sciaenidae. The transcript is spliced from 5 exons. The coding region runs from base 22 to 1053 and encodes 343 amino acids.